Molecule: messenger RNA, 1918 nt
Organism: Pseudophryne corroboree (corroboree frog)
Lineage: Eukaryota; Metazoa; Chordata; Amphibia; Anura; Myobatrachidae
Product: solute carrier family 2, facilitated glucose transporter member 9-like
Exons: 13
Coding region: 120-1703 (527 amino acids)
Biological process (GO): monosaccharide transmembrane transport
Cellular component (GO): plasma membrane
Molecular function (GO): hexose transmembrane transporter activity
Source: RefSeq, a predicted model, not a curated record
UUGGGGAACUACUGCUUUAUAAAGAUGGACCUACAGCACAUACCUGGGCGAAAGCAGAGGCAACAAAAGCAAGUAACGUUGCAUCUUGGUAGAACCAUGCUGCUCUGCAAGUAGGGGAGAUGAGAGCGAUUCUGCAAGAAAUAAUCACAAGUGCAGCGCUGCAAAUGGACAAGAAGAAGUCAGACUUUAUAGCUGGGCACCUGACCUAUCCUUUACUGGCUGUGUCCCUGCUUUCUUCAUUCGGGUCUUCUAUGCUGUAUGGCUACAAUUUAGCAGUGGUCAACUCCCCCUCUGUGUACAUCAAAGCAUUUUACAAUGCCACCUGGUACCAAAGAUACGGGCAGCCUCUUGCGCAAAGCCCACUAACUAUUUUAUAUUCCUUGACGGUGUCUGUGUUUGCGCUCGGCGGAUUGCUGGGAUCUCUCCUUGUUGGAAUUCUGGUCUCUAGGUUUGGAAGGAAAGGAACUGUAAUAAAAAGCUCCCCUCUGGUGUUCAUAGCCGCUGUCUUUAUGGGAUUCAGUCGGAUUCUAUCAUCUCCAGAGAUGGUGAUCAUUGGACGAUUUAUCACAGGCAUUCACUCAGGCAUAUCCCUUAGUGUGGUUCCCAUGUAUUUGGGAGAAAUUUCCCCAAAGAAUUUACGUGGUUUCUUGGGACUGAUGCCAAGUAUCUUCAUCUGCCUUGGAGUGUUUGUUGCGCAGGUGCUCGGCCUGCCGGAGCUGCUGGGUCAGGAUGAGACGUGGCCCCUGUUUCUUGCCUUGAUUGUGGUACCUACCAUAGUGCAGGUCUCAGUCUUGCCUUUUUUUCCGGAAAGCCCCCGUUAUCUUCUCAUUGACAAGGGCAAUGUGCAUGCCACGAUAAAUGCUUUACGAUGUUUCGGGGGUAAAUACGAUGUGCAAGAUGUCAUUGAGGAGAUGCAGGAAGAGCAGCAGUCCCUAACUUCUGUAACCACUGUCUCUGUGUACCAAUUGUUACUAGACCGCACCCUGUUUUGGCAGACCAUGUCUGUCAUUGUGAUCAAUAUGGGCAUGCAGCUUUCUGGGAUUGAUGCGAUCUGGUUCUACACCAACUCCAUAUUUGAGAAUGCUGGCGUUCCUUUGGAUGAGAUCCCAUACACAACAGUGGGAACUGGUGCAAUUGAGAUAAUUGCAGGUCUAGUUGGGUGUUUUACGGUUGAAAAGCUGGGAAGGCGCCCUCUUAUGAUUGGUGGAUUUGGUUUCAUGGGGUUGUGCUGCGCUGGAAUUACUGUAGCGCUUGUUUUUCAGGCAAGGUAUCCUUGGAUGCGGUAUGGCAGUGUUGUCUGUGUAAUUGGAAUAAUAGCUGGUUUCUGUAUAGGACCUGCUGGCCUUCCAUUUAUAAUGACGGGAGAGCUCUUCAAGCAGUCUCAUCGCCCUGCAGCAUAUAUUAUAGGAGGAUCACUGAACUGGUUAUCAAACUUUACCGUUGGCUUUGUGUUCCCAUUCCUCCAGAUGUCCGCGGGAGCGUUCUCCUACUUGGUGUUUUGCGGGGUGUGUGUGUUUGUAGCAGUCUAUGUUUACUUUGUCAUCCCAGAAACAAAGAAUAAAACUUUUAUGGAAAUUAGUGAAAUGUUUUUGCCACGAAAAGUAUUAACCACUUCAGUGUUAUCCAUAGAGGACGUGAAACUGAGGAAAAUGAAUGGCUACGGGGCACUAGAAAGCAGCUCUUUGGAAUUCUCCUCGUCUUGAAAAUAAUUGAUGUAGACUCUGCCCAGUAGAAGAUGUGACAUUCCCUGUGGUAAAACAGGUGGUUCUUGAAUCCAAGCAAAGGACAGAAACAGUCUCUGGAAUCAAUACAGGGUUAAAAGUCAAACUUUGACUUUUAAUAAAAGCAGUAUUUAUGCCUAAUAAGUAUUAUAUUGGACUUAAACUUAAUCUACAAAUAAAUAUCAUUUGACCUUUUA